Messenger RNA from Plasmopara halstedii, 270 nucleotides. RefSeq lists its product as uncharacterized. The transcript has 2 exons. The coding region runs from base 1 to 270 and encodes 89 amino acids. The record is from RefSeq and is a predicted model, not a curated record. Lineage: Eukaryota; Oomycota; Peronosporomycetes; Peronosporales; Peronosporaceae.
AUGCUGUCCCAAAAAAUUCGCCCAUUCGUGGUCGUGAAGGCGUUUGCAAAGAAUGAUGGCGUCAUUCCCAUCUUUCUCAAUGAAGUGGAGAACGAAAUUCGUUUCCAAUUUUGGCUCAAUUAUCACCUUGAAUUCAAUAAACGGUAUCCUGAAGAUGCACUGUCGCUGGUUGAUAUGCUUACCAAGGCUGUCGGCCCCGCAAGAGUGGCAGCUAUAUUGCUUACUGCACGAAUGUCUACACACAAAACCCGGUUCAUGUUUAUGCCCUGA